UUGAGCAAGUUUCGCCUGAGCGCGUUCGUCGUGAGCACGGCGGCGGCGGGGUUCGUGCUCGGCUCGCCGACGAGCAUGGACGCGGGAAAAUUAGCGGCGACGUGCGCGGGGACGAUGCUGUGCAGCGCGAGCGCGAACGCGCUGAAUCAGGUGGUGGAGCGGGCGCCGGACGGGACGAUGCGACGCACGGCGGGUCGGCCGUUGCCGAGCGGAAGGUGCGGCGCCGGGGUCGCGAUGGCGUUCGCGGGCGCGUGCGCGGUGAGUGGGGUGGGUGUUUUAGCGAUCGCGACGAACGAGACGACGACGGCGCUGGGGGCGGGGAACAUCGCGCUGUACGCGGGGGCGUACACGGCGCUCAAGCGGGUGCACUUUCUGAACACGUGGGUGGGGGCGGUCGUGGGGGCGAUUCCCCCGCUCAUGGGUUGGGCGGCCGCGAACGAGCUCGGGACGUUGGAUCCAGGGGCGUUCGUGUUGGCGUCGGCGCUGUAUUUGUGGCAGAUGCCGCAUUUUAUGGCGUUGGCGUACAUGGGGAAGGACGACUACGUCAACGGGGGGUAUCGCAUGUUGUCGCAUCCAAUGUUUGACAAAACGGGACGUCGCGUCGCGGGCGUGGCGGUGAGAAACUCGUUGGCACUGCUCCCACUCGGCGUGUUAGCGUGCGCGAUGGGGGUGACGACGUCGCCGUUCGCGUACGAGACGCUCGCGCUCGGCGCGCCGCUCGUCGCCGCGGCGGCGGCGUUUUACGCGGCGCCGUCGUUUCCAGCCGCUCGGCGCAUGUUCUUCGGCUCUCUGCUGUACUUGCCCGCGUUUCAAGCUCUAGCGUGUUUGCACCGAGUGCCUCGCGAUCACACCGUGGACGCGUACGAGUCUUUGAGGCAAGCCAGCGCCAAUUUCCCGUGGCACUGCGUGCCGUUCGCGGCGGCGUACGAUUGGUCGCCCGAACGAGAGAGAUUGAAGCAGUUCAGAUCGCGCGCCUUGGGACCGGCGCUGAGUGAAACCUCGGUUGCGCCGUUCCCUUUCCUGCCCCUGCCCAUCCCGAGUUGUCCGCACGACCGCGCCUACGCGCAGGGCGGCGAGUCGCGCGCUAGUUAG
This is a messenger RNA of Ostreococcus lucimarinus CCE9901, 1092 nucleotides long. RefSeq lists its product with no specific name. Lineage: Eukaryota; Viridiplantae; Chlorophyta; Mamiellophyceae; Mamiellales; Bathycoccaceae. Gene Ontology annotation, molecular function: protoheme IX farnesyltransferase activity. The annotation marks the transcript as partial. Gene Ontology annotation, cellular component: mitochondrion; membrane. The record is from RefSeq and is a predicted model, not a curated record. Gene Ontology annotation, biological process: heme biosynthetic process. The transcript has a single exon.